Molecule: messenger RNA, 1181 nt
Organism: Lycium ferocissimum
Lineage: Eukaryota; Viridiplantae; Streptophyta; Magnoliopsida; Solanales; Solanaceae
Product: dof zinc finger protein DOF2.1-like
Exons: 2
Coding region: 222-1055 (277 amino acids)
Biological process (GO): regulation of DNA-templated transcription
Molecular function (GO): DNA binding; DNA-binding transcription factor activity
Source: RefSeq, a predicted model, not a curated record
CUGAACCCAACCCCACACCCAUACCCUAUUUCCAUUUUCUCUACAUUUUUUUCUUCUAUAUAUACACAUGAGCUUCAUUUAGACGGCUAUAAGUUUUCUUCUUCUUAGCUUGUGUUCUUUUUGGUUUCUGAAUAGCCCCACAAAUUGGAAGAAGAAAAAAAAAAAACAACUUGGAGAAUUUAAUUUGACCUGCUAAAUCUUGAGAGUGUUGAUGUGCAUGAAUGGAUUCUUCUAGUGUACAGCAUCAUCAUCACCAGGAAAUGUCAUCCCAAGCACUGGAAAGCAUGUUGGUAUGCACAAAACCAGAGCAAGAAAAGAAACCAAGGCCUCAAGAUGAAGCACAAAAAUGUCCAAGAUGUGACUCUGCCAACACCAAAUUCUGUUACUACAACAAUUACAGUCUUUCUCAGCCCAGAUACUUUUGCAAAUCUUGCAAAAGGUACUGGACUAAAGGAGGUACACUAAGAAAUGUUCCAGUUGGCGGUGGCUGUAGAAAAAACAAAAAAACAUCCUCAAAGAGAUCAACCCAAGAUUAUAACAGCCCUAAUAAUCCAAUUAUAUCUUCCUAUGAUUCCACCACUGAUUUGAGCCAAGCAUUUGCUAGACUCCAAAAACAGACAAAUGGGCAUUUGGGAAUUGAUCAAGAACAUAAUGAUAAUAACAAUAUUAUGUCAAUGAUGUAUAAUCCUCAUGCCCCUUCUAGCUUUCUUGAUGCACUAAGGGGUGGUUUUCUUGAAAGUGCCCCAAAUGGAUUCCACCAAAACAUGUAUUAUGGGAACAUGGGGCAAGUAGAAAAUGGAGGAUUAGUGGAAAUGGGAAUGAAUUAUGACCAAGAAAUGAGUGGUACUACAAUGACAACACUGAAGCAAGAGAUUUGCAGCAUGGCAAGAGAUCAAGGUGAGAAUAAUAGUAGAGUUUUGUGGGGUUCUCCAUGGCAGAUUAAUGGAGAUGUAAACAUGAAUAUGGGUGAUUUUGAAUCUACAAACAGGCAAAGUUGGAAUGGAUUUGAGGAUUCUUCUUUUCAAGGACUUUCCAAUAGUAGUAUCAUUGUAUGAAGAGUGUAUUAGUCAUAUGACUCAUAUUACAUGCCUUAAGUACUGUAUCUGACUCAUAUUACAUGCCUUAAUUAAUGUAUGUAUUAAUAUUAGUAUUGUAAUUUCACUGUCAAUUUUUUGGAACCA